GCUUCUGUAAUAGCUUGCGCGGUCAGUCAAUGUAACCGCUAUGCUGAUGAUCCUUGCGCGCCCUGAACACAAAAAUUGCAUAUAAAUACAGACAUUUGAAUAAAGCUCUCCAUGUUCCGUGCUCUACGAAAGCCUUCUCUGGCCUCAGUCACUUCCAACGAAACACAUCCAUCGUUCGCAUCUCUAUGCUAUCGCUGAAAUUCAAGGUCUCCUUCUAUCUCCAUCUGUCUGACAUUCCAUCGAACUCGCAGAGAUCUGAGUUGAUGCUUUCGUUUCAACUUUAGACAAAUGCUCUCUGGAACACUUCCUCAAGCUAUUUGGUGUAGACUAGUCGCUGGAGUUUGUGGUUCCCCGUCGGAAGAAUUACCUAGUGCUAUUUUGCACCUUUUGUGUGUUUAAUCCUUAAUUCCAGGAGUCCAGUAUAAGCGGAUGGCAGAAUCAAAGAAAGGAGCAUCUUCAGCUACUGAUCUUACAAAAAAAGAUUCCCUCCUGGGUAUUGGAACCUCUACUCUCCUUGACACAGAUGUGGACAUUGGUGACGAAUUUAUGAACUCCUGGAAAUCAAUAUCAGUGGCAGAGGAUGACAUGGUGGACUUUAGUUUUAGUACAGCCUCCAAAGGCAAGAUUAAGGCCUUUGAUUUUGGAACUUUGGAUGAUGAUUUCAAUCUGGAUGGAAGUUUUAAAAAGUUAUCAUCGUUCAAGAUUGACAUGCCAGAUCUUGACUUUUCAUCCCCGCCCAAAAAGAUUGAAAAGGCUAGGAGUAGUGGUAAAGAAGGAUCAUCCAAUGAAAAUGUUCAAAAGGAUAUAGACAGCUUAAAUUUCUCUUUUGAUUUUAAAGAAUUGGAUAGCUUUGAUGUUGAUAAAAGCUUACAAAAUGGAGAAAGGACUCGUAAACAACAGCCAGAUUCCAAGGCAGUCUCAUCUUCUAGAGUUGAGCAUGAAGCUUCUGAUAUCCACAUAGCUGAAGGAAAUACUGCAAUUGAUAAGAGUAUAGCCAAGAGACUUCCAGCACCAGAAAACGAGACUACUUCUAGAGUUGAGAAUUUUCAGGGAGAUCAUGGUGAGCUGGAGUCAGAAAUUGGGGAUGGUACAUCACAUGAAGCAAGAAAUACAACGGCAACUACAAAUAAAGAGAGACAAUUUGGAAAUGGUUGCUUGUCUAAAAAAGAAGUGGCAAAGAGUAGUCAUCAAGUCAUUCAUGAUGUACCUAUCAGCUGUGUUGCCAGAAAUGUACCUGAAUGUACUUCAGAACCACAGUCUGAAAUUUGUACGGAAAGAGAACUAAUAGUAGUUUCAGGUGGAACAGGAAAUGUCAUUGAUGAAAACAUAGAUUCUGAUGUAACUUGCUCUGAAAAAUUUCCUCAAAGCUAUUUGUCUCCAAUAAAUAUCCCUGCAUCGAAGAGCGAUCCUACAGAAAAAGAAAAGUCAGAAUGCAGCCACCUGAAUGAAUUUGUUGACAAUGUUCAACCGGCUGAAGUUCAUCCAGACCUCAAAGAUUUUUCCAAUUCAGAUGUACCGAGGAAGCUUCUGCUUGACACGCAGGAAAUCAGACAAAACCAAAAUUUGAAAUUGAAAUUGUUUACAGUUCCUUUAUGCAGAGGACCACGGGUAAAUGAAGUGACAAUUAAAGAAAAAGAAAUGGGUGGGAAUUCAUCGAUGUCAAGAAUAGAUGUUAGCAAACCUCAACUACAUCAAUCAUCAUCUAUCAGUACAAAACUUCUCUCUUUAGGCAAGAAUAGAAUUGAUGCUUCAAAUCAAAUUCUGGCAGCUGGAGACGGGAAUCUUUGCAGAGAAUCUCGACCACAUAAUAAAGUAGCAAAGACGGCACUGCCAGUUGCAGUACAAAGUGAGAAAAGCUUAGGAAAGCUUAGUGCUUUAAGUGCCGGAGUUAAUCCUAGCAAUUUGCUUGUCAGAACUACUACUCAAACACAUUGCAGUACUGAACGACUGAAAUUAUCAAUGAUACCUAGUCAAAACGUGAAGACCAUUUCAGCUCAAGGGAAUAAAGUUUGUUCUAUUAAAACUGGCUUAAUAUUUCCCAAUGUUUCCAGUUUGAAGACUUCUAGGGCAUUUGGAGGAAAGCAAGUUCUAUCGAGUACUGGAGGUGUGAAAGAAAGGAAAUUAGGAGAACCAGAACAAACUAUGGAAGCAGGACAACGAAGUAAAAAGUUAGACAUUGGCUAUUGUGCUGAAAAUGUGGACAAACAAAAACCUUUAAUCUCCAACGUGAAGCGUAAAGCACUAGAGGAACCAAAUGCGGAUUCAAUGUUGUUAAAACCUCUGAAGCUCCUUUGUGUAUCACCUAGUGGAUUUAGAAACUCCAAAGAGCCGUUGGAGAAAAAGAUAGGAGAACAGGUUGAAAGUAUGACCACCGCUUCCCAUGACCAGUUAGCCAACAGUAUCGAAAAUCCUCAUGUGCCAAAUACGGUGGAAUGGGAAAUAUCUUUGGUUUUGGAAAAUGAUCGAAAUGUUGAAAAAGCAGAAGCCUAUUCACAGCAGCUUGAAGAUAUGUGUAAUAUGCUGAGAAAGAAGCAAGAUGAGGCCAAGGAAAUAUUAGUCCGAGCUUUUGUUAACAACAAUAAUCUACUGAUGCUCAAUCAUCCCAUCUAUGAGGAGAAGAUUAUGAAGGUUCAGAAAUUUGCUGCCAAACUGUUGUCCAAGAAGCUUCAGACAAAAGCAGCUUGAGUCUUAAUUCCACUUACAGUGCAGUUCUAGAGUGAUUCCAACAAAGGAAAAGGAGAGUCUUCGAGCAGAAAAUAGACGGUGGACAUGCGGACGGUUUGAGCACAUGAGCUCUAGAUCAGAUGCUGAUAGUGUCUUUCUCGUCAAAGGAGACAAUGACUUCUUUUGAAGAAGACAGAAUUCAUCCUUGUGGUAUAUCUGCUUUACCAUGAUAGAGCAUGUGAUGUUAGUGGUUCCACAUGUUUGCACACUGGUAUUGACUUGGCAGUUAUGCAAGGUGUGUGGUGGAAGUUGUGUUGAUGGCUGAAGGACUUCGAGGUGAGUCAUGUAGGUGGAAGUUGCACCAUAAAUUAUCAGCAAGGUUUAUCGACAUGUGAAGAAAAAGGAAAAUCUUCUACACUUUAUGGUGGAGUGAGUUAUAGUUCUCUGAGUUGAGAAUUAUGAUUGUCGGUGAAGACAAUGGAUGUUGCAGAAGUUGUGGAUUCUUCAAAUAUCUUAAGGUGGAAUUUGUUAGGUUUUGGCAAAAUAUUAGAAGUGCAGUUUAUCCUACAUCGGUUAAAUUGAAGAUUGGGGAUUCGGUUAAAUUGAAGAAUGGAGAUGGGCUCCAAGCCUAUAAAAGGAGCUUAUGCCUCUAGUUUCAAGUUGUCCUAGUUACAAACACUUCUUGGGUGUGCUAAUUCUAAUUAAAUUCCUUUAUGUAUUCUCUAGUUUGAGAGUAGGAAAAGAAUGUGAGUAGUCAAAAGCUUUGAGAGAGUGCUCUUGUAAUUGAGAUCAAAGAAAGAAUUGUUCUGUGUGAUUAUAACAAUUUUUCACGAUUUCUUUUUUGUGGA
Benincasa hispida (wax gourd) is the source of this 3512-nucleotide messenger RNA. The record is from RefSeq and is a predicted model, not a curated record. Lineage: Eukaryota; Viridiplantae; Streptophyta; Magnoliopsida; Cucurbitales; Cucurbitaceae.